This is a messenger RNA of Corticium candelabrum, 1120 nucleotides long. Its product is annotated as 3'(2'),5'-bisphosphate nucleotidase 1-like. The record is from RefSeq and is a predicted model, not a curated record. Bases 6 to 926 code for a protein of 306 amino acids. The transcript has 5 exons. Gene Ontology annotation, biological process: phosphatidylinositol phosphate biosynthetic process. Gene Ontology annotation, molecular function: 3'(2'),5'-bisphosphate nucleotidase activity. Lineage: Eukaryota; Metazoa; Porifera; Homoscleromorpha; Homosclerophorida; Plakinidae.
UAGGAAUGCCGCCACUCAUUCUUCGGAUUUUGUCUUCAUCUGUUGUCAUUGCUAGACGGGCAGGUGAAGUGAUAAGAGACGUGCUAAGAGGCGGAGAUCUAGGUGUAGUGGAGAAGGGUGUAAAUGAUCCACAGACAGAAGCUGACAGACGAGCACAGCGUUGCAUUGUGUCUUCACUCAAGUAUCAAUAUCCUCAAGUAACUGUGGUGGCAGAAGAGGAACUGGAACCUAGUCCAGCUGAUGACAAGGAUCGAGUAGAUGGGUUUGAAGAGGAAGUUUUAAGAGCUCAGUGUCCAGAAACUCUAACAAAUGUGAAGGAAACUGAUAUUACAGUGUGGGUUGAUCCACUUGAUGGAACAGCUGAAUUCACAGCAGGUGGAUACUUGGAUCAUGUUACAGUGCUGAUUGGUAUUGCUGUUGGUAGUCAACCAAUUGCAGGAGUAGUUUAUCAGCCAUUUUAUAAAAGUGAGUCCGAUCUUGGCAGGACUCUGUGGGGUAUGGUUGGUCUUGGUGUUCAUGGUGACUUCCACCCGACAACACCUACCAAAAGGAGGACUAUUGCAUCUACACGUAGCCAUAAUACCAAGAUUGCUACAGCUGCUGUUGAAGCUAUGCAACCUGAUGUUGUACUGGCUGUUGGAGGAAGUGGAUACAAAUGUCUCUUAGUACUUGAGGGUCAUGCUUCAGCAUAUGUGUUUGCUCAUCCUGGUACAAAAAAGUGGGAUACAUGUGCUCCAAAUGCAUUGCUUCAUGCUGUUGGAGGACACAUGUGUGAUGUGAAGGGUAACUUGUUUGAGUACCAUUGUGGAAUUGCACACAUUAACCACUUGGGUGUACUAGCAACCAUGGCCGAUGUAGAUUGGUAUGUUGGAAAAAUCCCACCUGAGGUGAGUGAGAUUCUAAGCAAGAAUAUGCCCAAUGAAUGAAUUGGCAAUCACUUGAAUUACAUAGCACUCCAUUAACUUACUGUAAACAUUGUUGGAAGAAUGGAUCCAAAAUAGACAUGAAACAAUAGUGACAGUUUACUGCUAGUUUUGUUUUAGAUGCAUAUUUACAACAUAAUGAUUUAACAUAUGUUACAUGUCAUGUAGAAGUCUUCUUCAAUGAAUUAUGUGUAUAC